AUGGAUAGUAUAGCGGGUCCUUCACGUACAAGAAAAAGGAAGUUUGUAAUGAAUUAUGUUGAAAACGACAGUGAUUUGGAAAGAGAAUUAUUCGCCGAAAGUGACAGUGAUGAAAUUUAUUGUCCUGACUAUGAUGAAGAGGAGUUAUCGUCGGAGGAUGAUUGCCAGCCGCCUACGUCAUUUUCUGUAACUGAUAUCAGUUUACGUAGCCCUGUACAAAAACUGCCACGAUCCUCACCCUCGCAAUCGCCACCUCAUCAUCAAGAUGAUGAUCAGACACCUGAUAAACUCUCUGCUGAAGAGUCUACUUCUCACUGGACUUCUGAAGGUGAUAUGAGACAAUUUAAUUUUACAAAAACUAAUCGGUUUCUUGGAGAAAUCAAUGGAACAGAGCCAACUGAUUUUUUUGACUUUUUUUUCGACCAACAGUUUCUUACUAUGAUCUGUAACGAAACAAACGCGCAAGCAGAAAGGUUGUUUUUGUCGACUGGUUCUGAAUAUGCUAGGAUUACCCGAUGGAAAGAGCUCACUGUCCCAGAGCUAAAAACAUUUUUUGGUUUACUGUUUCACAUGGGAACUGUUUCUAUGAAUAGAGUACAAGAUUACUGGAAGAAGGACAGGCUUUUUAACUUUCCUAUAUUCGGACAGCAAAUGGGCAGAAACAGAUUCCUUCUAAUUAUGAGAUGUAUGCAUUUUACCUCAGAAACAGAAAGUGAGGAUCCCUUGUUCAAAGUACGCCAAGUGAUUGAUUAUUUCAAUAUUAAAAUGAAUGGUUGCUACUAUCCUGGCAAGGAAUUAUCGCUAGACGAGAGCAUGGUGCUAUGGCGAGGACGUCUCAGCUUCAAACAGUAUAUAAAAAACAAACGCCAUAAAUAUGGAAUCAAGUUAUACAUGCUCACUGAACCCGAUGGAUUGAUUCUAAAGUUUCGUGUGUAUGCUGGUGGUAAAGACACACAGAUUACUGGAAAAGGACACGCGGAGAAAGUUGUCAUGCAUCUUCUAGAAGAAAAACUGGGAAAUGGACAUGAAGUUUAUAUGGACAAUUAUUACAACAGUUAUAUACUGGCAAAAAAGCUGCUCGAGAAAAAUACAUACUGUACAGGCACUUUACGUAAAGAUUUACGAGACAAUCCUAAAGAAGUGACACAAAAAGUAUUGAAAAAGGGGGAAAACAUAUCAUUGUUUCGAGACGGAAUUCACAUAGGAAAAUGGAAAGAUAAACGUCCGGUUACAUACAUAACCAAUCAGUAUGCUAAUAAUAUGGUGCCAGUUACCAACAGACGGAGACAGAUUACUCAGAAACCUGAAAGUAUAGCUAAAUACAAUACAUACAUGUCUGGAGUAGAUAGGCAAGACCAGCUUCUAGCAUUCUAUCCAUGCGAGAGAAAAACCCUUCGCUGGUACAUGAAAAUUGCCGUACAUAUAUUUCAAAUGCUAUUCAUCAACUCGUAUAAAAUAUAUAACAAAUAUUCAGGCCAAAACAAACUGAAUCUGUAUGAUUAUCGUAUAAGAGUAAUAAAUUCCUUGCUGCCACAAAAACCAUCCGAACUGCUGCCAAUUUCAACAGCAGGUGGAUCACCAUCACAGCAUCGGAUUACAAAAAUCACGGACUUGACGAAAAAGGGUAGAGUACAGAGAAAGAUUUGUCGUCAAUGCUACAAAAAUAAGAAGCGUACCGAUUCCCCGUGGCACUGCAUAACAUGCGAGAAUAAACCCGGGCUUUGUGUCGAAUGUUUUGACAACUAUCACAGGGAGAUUGGAAAUUGA
Parnassius mnemosyne (clouded apollo) is the source of this 1767-nucleotide messenger RNA. NCBI's taxonomy places the organism in Eukaryota, Metazoa, Arthropoda, Insecta, Lepidoptera, Papilionidae. The record is from the annotation of a GenBank genome assembly.